AUGUCUAGUAGUACUCUCGCAGAAUGGGCCCAAUCCCAAAUAACCAAACUGUUCGAAACACAAUCAGAAGACAACACUGGAGUCCAAGAAGCUCACUUUACCACCACUUUCUCUCCCACCGCCCACAUCACGAUGAACCACGAAUCCAUCUCUCUCGCCGACUUUCAGAAGCGGAUCUCGGAAUUGGGAGCCCAUGGGUUAGUGAAAAGUGGGAGUGUGGAGUGGAAAAAUGUUUUGGAGGAUAGGGAGACAGGAAUAUUCGCAGGCUUCUUUGUCUUGACACGCUCAAUGGCAUUCAAGAUCCGUGCGGGACCAGCACAGAAUCAUACGUUUGUGACUGUUUCUGCUAGGAUUGAACAAGAUGGUGAUAAGAAGAGGAUAGUAGACCUUGUUUAUACGUCCGCGACGAAAGCUGCGCCUGUUCAUAUACAUGGGGUGUAA
Messenger RNA from Marasmius oreades (fairy-ring Marasmius), 441 nucleotides. RefSeq lists its product as uncharacterized. Lineage: Eukaryota; Fungi; Basidiomycota; Agaricomycetes; Agaricales; Marasmiaceae. Bases 1 to 441 code for a protein of 146 amino acids. The record is from RefSeq and is a predicted model, not a curated record. The transcript has 3 exons.